This is a messenger RNA of Gordionus sp. m RMFG-2023, 1494 nucleotides long. RefSeq names its product galectin-3-binding protein A-like. NCBI's taxonomy places the organism in Eukaryota, Metazoa, Nematomorpha, Gordioida, Chordodea, Parachordodidae. The transcript has 3 exons. Bases 1 to 1494 code for a protein of 497 amino acids. Gene Ontology annotation, molecular function: protein binding. The record is from RefSeq and is a predicted model, not a curated record.
AUGAAUGAGAUGAUUGAAGAAACUAUUGAUACAUUGGAGGAAAAUUAUACAGAAAAGAUAAACAACAAUAAAGAUGCAAGUUUCGCUUCAUUAUUCAAUAACCCUGAACUCAGUGAUUUAGUAAUUUGCGUGAAUUCUAAAAAUACCUAUCAUUCACACCGUUUGGUUUUAGCAUCUAGAAGUGAAGUGUUUAAAGCUAUGCUCUCUGAUAAAUGGAAUCAAAAAGAUACAAAAAAUUUCGAAUUGGAAGAGACCGUGGAAGCUCAGGAGAAUUUUCACGAUUUUUUGUAUUAUAUAUAUAGCGGUGUAGUGAAUUUGCAAUUGACAAAUGUGGCAGGGUUAUACACAUUAGCUGAUAAAUAUAAUAUUCAAUGUCUAAGAUCCUCAACUAUGCAAUAUAUGUCUGACCAUAUAGCCACAAACAGCAGAGCGAAUCAAACUUUAAACUGGCUGCUCUGGGCUCAAGAAUGCAGAAAUGCCGAAUUUGAAAAAAAAUGUUAUAAUUUUAUAAUUAAUAACUUUGGUGUCGUAGUUAACUCAUGCCAAUGGUUAGAAAUUGAUAUCAAUAAUUUAAUAAAUAUAUUGAAAUCGUCGGAUUUAGUUGUACAGGAGGAAAUUGAAGUAUUUGAAGCUGUCGAAAAAUGGUUGUUAAAUAAAGAAAAAGAAUGCUUAGGAUUUUUAUUAAAAUCCCUAAUUCCAUUUCUGAGGUUGACACAAAUUUGGCCUAUACAAUUGAGCCAUCUAGAACAACAUUCAGAAAUAUUUCAAAGAUAUAAAAAACUAAUGAUGCCAGAAUUAUUAGAUGCUUAUAGAUACCAAUCAUUACCUCUAGAGAAUAGAUUAUCUUUACUAACAUUUCAAUCAUCUAGUAUGAUUAUCACACUGAGUAAUAAUGUGAGCGAAACGGAAUCGGAUAUAUUGUCCACCGAUGAAGUUGAAGCGAAUGAUUUUUUGGUCGGUAAUUUAGCAUUUAAUGAGAUGAAAUACAAAAUGAGAACUUAUAUUAAUAAAAAUUUUUGUUUUUCGUUGGAGUUAAAACAAGAAGGUGAUCAUUAUGGCCCACUUACAUUUGCUACUUCCAAAAGUUCCUCUUUUUUGGAUCAAGCUUUAUGGCAUUGGAAUCUAAAAUUAUAUUACAAUCCUAAUAACACUAACAACAAUAAAUUAAAAAUAUCGGUAUCGGAUGUGUAUAACAAACAAGGAUAUUUGUGGAAUUCGUCGAUAAAUUCAACUGUUUGCAAUUCAAGUUCUUCGUAUGGAUCUCUCAAUACAACAUCUCCUAAUCUUCAAAAUUCCAAGCGCAAUGUGCAAAUAGCAUUUUUAAUUGGUCACAAAAAGCGCGAUGGCUUUUAUUACAAGCAAUAUAAAUACAUGCACGAUUUUACGGAGUGUGAAAGUUUUGAACUAUUAGAUUUCUACAAAGAUUGGAAUCUUUCUUCCUGCAAUCAAAGGAUAAAAUUAGUUAUAGUCGUGAAACCAACCACAGAAAUAUGA